UGAAGUUGGGACCACGCGCAGCCAGCUCCUGCCGCCCAGCCAGACAUGCUGCCGCCGGGACGCAACCGCAGCGCGGGGCCGGCACGAUUAGGCCGGCAGCCUCGGCUAGCGCAGGGGGGCGCAGUAGGGGGCUCGGCGGGGGUGGCGCGGUUGGGGCCAGCGCAGGUGGUCACCGGCGGCCUCCUGACCCUGCUCAUCCUCUGGACUCUUCUGGGCAACCUGCUGGUGUGUGCAGCCAUCGUGCGCAGCCGCCACCUACGUGCCAAGAUGACCAACGUCUUCAUUGUGUCCCUGGCUGUGUCUGACCUCUGCGUGGCGCUACUGGUCAUGCCCUGGAAGGCGGUGGCCGAGGUGGCCGGAUACUGGCCCUUUGGUGCAUUUUGCAACGUCUGGGUGGCUUUUGACAUCACGUGUUCCACCGCCUCCAUCCUGAACCUGUGCGUCAUCAGCGUGGACCGCUACUGGGCCAUCUCCAGGCCCUUCCGCUACGAGCGCAAGAUGACCCAGCGUGUAGCCUUGGUCAUGGUCGGCCUGGCCUGGACCUUGUCCAUCCUCAUAUCCUUCAUCCCGGUCCAGCUCAACUGGCACAAGGACAGGGUGGGCUCCUGGGGCGAGGUGGGCACCCCAUCCAACCUGGGCAACUGGUCACCCUCGGAGGAGGUGGGGGAGUCAGAGGCAAGGACUGAGAACUGUGACUCCAGCCUGAACCGAACAUACGCCAUCUCCUCCUCCCUGGUCAGCUUCUACAUCCCGGUGGUCAUCAUGAUCUUGACGUACACGCGCAUCUACCGCAUCGCCCAGGUGCAGAUCCGCCGCAUUUCCUCCCUGGAGAGGGCCGCGGAGCGCGCGCAGAGCUGCCGGAGCCGCGCGGCCUGCACUUCCGACGCCAGGCUGCGGGCGUCGAUCAAGAAGGAGACCAAGGUCCUCAAGACGCUGUCGGUGAUCAUGGGGGUCUUUGUGUGCUGCUGGCUCCCCUUCUUCCUCCUUAACUGCAUGGUCCCUUUCUGCAACGCCCACCCCGAGGGCCCCCAGGCGGGCUUCCCCUGCGUCAGCGAGACCACCUUUGAUGUCUUCGUCUGGUUCGGCUGGGCCAACUCGUCGCUCAACCCCAUCAUCUAUGCCUUCAACGCCGACUUCCGGAAGGUGUUUGCUCAACUGCUGGGAUGCAGACACCUUUGCUUGCGUACCCGGGUGGAGACGGUGAACAUCAGCAACGAGGUCAUCUCCUACCACCAGGACACCGUCUUCCACAGGGAGCUCGCUGCCGCCUACAUCCACAUGAUCCCCAACGCGGUGACCCCAGGGACGCAGGAGCGGGACAAAGAGAAGGAGGAGGAAGGGGACAAAGAGAAGGAGGAGGAAGGCCCUUUCAAUGGCAUGUGCCAGAUCUCUCAGACAUCCCCAGACAGGGACCAUGCCGCCGAAUCGGUCUGGGAGCUGGACUGUGAGGGGGAGAUUUCAUUAGGCAAAAUCACACCCUUCACCCCAAAUGGAUUCCAUUAA
Molecule: messenger RNA, 1503 nt
Organism: Orycteropus afer afer
Lineage: Eukaryota; Metazoa; Chordata; Mammalia; Tubulidentata; Orycteropodidae
Gene: DRD5
Product: dopamine receptor D5
Biological process (GO): adenylate cyclase-activating adrenergic receptor signaling pathway
Cellular component (GO): plasma membrane
Molecular function (GO): dopamine neurotransmitter receptor activity; G protein-coupled receptor activity
Source: RefSeq, a predicted model, not a curated record